Messenger RNA from Prorocentrum cordatum, 1407 nucleotides. The record is from the annotation of a GenBank genome assembly. NCBI's taxonomy places the organism in Eukaryota, Dinophyceae, Prorocentrales, Prorocentraceae.
AUGUCCAAGUUUGGCCUGGCCUUUGCCCAGGGGCCUGGCGCCACGGAGGCGCUUCUCCUGGAGACCGAUGGCCGGCGGCAGCGCGGCGACAGCAGCACCCGAGGCCUCCGCGGCUUCCGCGCGGCCGCCGCGGUCUGCCCGCAGCUUCGGGAGUCGCUGCUGUCCGCCGUCCAGCUGGAGGGCAUCGACGAGCUGUUCCAGCAGCAGACGCAGGUUGGAGGCAAGGGCCUGGGCCCCGACGCCGCUCUGCAGGGCUCCCUGGAGGCCGCCGUGGCGAUCUUCGGAAGCCACCCGGGCAACCACCAGCUGCUGCUGAAGACGUCACAGUUCCUGUCGCUGUUGCUCGCGGAGCCCAACGCACAGCAGCAGCUGCCGAUGGCGGUCCUGUUCCAGGCUGCGCAGGCCGUGUCCGCGGUCAGCGUCCAGCUCCUCGCCGACGCUGCCGCGGCGGGAUCCGAGGGCCUCUCCGCACAGGGCAAGGCGGGGUCGCCGAGCCCCGCGAAGCUGCUGACGUGGUUCCUGUCCCUGCUGGCGCUGGUCCUCCCCGGGCUGGGCGCGAAGCUGCGGGAUCGGCCAGCCUCGGAGCAGUUUGUGCAGGAGCUGCUGGGCAGGGUGGUCGCCCAGCUCCUGGGGGCGGCGGGGCCGCAGCAGGACGCCCUGGCGCUGAAGGCCGCGCAGGUGCUGCCCUCGCUGCCCCCGGAGCCGUGGGUCCAGGAGGCCUUCUUGGAGAGCGGGGUGGUCCACAGCCUCGCCCUGGCACGACGCAGGUGCGCGGACGCGCCACCGGACGCCCCGCUGCCGCACGCCCUCCACGCGGCGGCGCGCGGCGCGUUCUCGGACAACCUUGAUUUGUGCGUGAAGGCUCUGGAGGACAUGUUCGUCAGCGAGGAGUUCGUCUGCCUGCUCGUGCUGGACGAGCUGCAGGUCUCCAGCGACAUGGUCUUUUUGGCAGCCCGAACAAGGGGCCUCGGGGGCCAUGACCGGGCGUCCUCGAUCGAUCGGGCGGGGGCGAGCGAGCGGAGAGGGAUGGGGAGAGUGCGCCCGUCCCGGCUGGCCGCCUUCCUGGCUGGCGGGCCGGAAGACCAGGCAGAGCCGAGGGCCCCGCCAGGGAACGGCCAGGGCCCGGCCAGCCCCGAGGGGGGCGCGGCAGGGAGCAGAGAGGUGGGAGCCACAGGCGGCGCCCGGGCAGAGCCUGCAGAGAGCCGGCGACCUGAGCUGGCGAGGCAGGGGAGGCAGCGGCGGGGCAGGGCACCCACCCUGGACGAGGGAAUGGCGGCCAGCGGCGACCAGGGGAGAGGCGCGCGGGAGCCAACGGCGAGCGGCAAGACCAGCCCGGCACCGAACAGGUGCAGCAAUGCGGCCAAGAACGCGGGCCGGCAGAAGGGCAGCCGGCCCAGAGGGGCGUGA